UCGUUCGGAACCACGAACCUUUCCUACCAGUUCAAACGUUCGCAAAGAGCCUCAAAACCUAUCCAAGGAAGCACUCCGAAAAGAAGCUGAAUUUGUAUUAGCGCAAGCUGAUCGCUUAGAUAGAGCUCAAUCCCGAAGCAACAGCAUCAACGGUAAUAAGGACAAUAAGUUCAAUUCGCUACCGUCGAGGAAAUCUCGGGCAAAGAACACACUUACCAGAAGCUCCAGCGAUGCUUCCUCUAAGAAACCUCAAAAAAGUCUUUUGAGUUUGUUUAACAAGGCUAAGAAUGAUGGUCCUGUGAAGCCACCUGAAGAGAAGUCUCGAAUAACCGUGAGUCGUAGUAAGAGUGAUGUUGGCCAAGCUCCUCGACAAGUAAGAGGUCGAACUCCUAGACGUAACACCCAAGAGCUGAAAAAUGAUGCACUAACUCCCAUAAUUGAAGCUUCCCCAGUGGAAUACACCAGAUCCGUUGAUCCGCUUACUGCAUACGCUCAGCAGAAAAAGAGCUUCGGAGAUAGUCAAGAUUUGAAUAUCUCUACUAACCGCCCAACGUCCAAGCCAGUGAUGGAAACGAUAGAACUUUUACGGCAGAAUUCGAAAUCCCAAGAACGCCUGCACAGCUCCCAAUUGCCACCUGAUAAACCCAACUUGACCAAAGGAGUCACGGUGGAGAAUAUCGUCAAGCGUCUGUCCUCCGAGCGACACACUUCUCCACCUCCUGCGCAAAUUGUUCGUGACGGUUUUUCGUACACUCGACCGGGUGAACCCAUUGUCUAUGCCCAAGUCGUCUGUAAUAAUGACAACAAAGCUAAGCACACCGUUCGUAACCACUAUCUAGCGAACACCAGCGACGAAGACGUCAAAAAAUCUAGUCCACACGACGACCUUCUCAACAGAAUGACCACUAAGGAGUACCUCACCAUGAAACGCCCAAGCCCUCCAUUGCCCAAGUACACCCUUGAUGAAACGGACAACUUUCCGCGAACCAAGUUGAAGCCCUAUAAUAGCGAUGAAGACGAAGGACUGGGCAUAGAUUACAACAAACGCUUUUCAACCUCCUACCUCAAAACGACAACUACUAUGGCGGCGGAUUCGUUCACCAACUCGGAUGAAGACCACAUCACUCCGACCGUCAAGUACACUCCUCCAUACAUGGCCCACAGCUACAGUACGAGCUAUCGUGGGCAAGCCGAUGGCAAGGAGUAUUUCCCAGAAUUUCACGAGCUUAGUCAACGGCGAGAGAUACUGGAAUCGCGGAUUCGUAACCGAAUCGGCUCGAGGGAGGUACUGGACCUAGGUUCACCCGAUAGGGACUUGAACAGACAUGCAAGCGCAAUGCGGUAUGAUCAGUACUAUCAAAAUAGUGGUGCGCGGAGGAGUGUUGACCGAAUGGCAAGUGUUUCGCCAGUUCGGAGGAACACUAUGUCACCCCCUCCAGUACAGGAAGAUUUGGUACAGCGCAGGAACUCGAAGAACCAGUACGUGGAGUCAUUUGUCACCAAAACGGUAGUGAAUCGUGAUGGACGGCCUUUCUCGGAGGAGUACGUGGAGCGUUUCAAAUAUCCGAGUAAGAAUGUGGAAGAUGUACGGACGACGAGGACCACGUUCGAGCGGGACGGGUCUGUUGAACGGACCGAGGUGCAGAACUUUACCCGACAUCUGGGAGAAACUAGCCACUCGAGACAUGUGAUGGACAAGGGAGAUUCUGGGAUUGAGAACGAUUUUCGUAAGGACUCGUUGAACAGUGAAUAUCCGACUGGAAGGAAGUAUUCGAUGGCUCAGAAUAUUCAUGCUUGUGAGGGAUUUCUGCGUCAUGAAAGAGCUCAUACUAACAGCUGUUUGCGGAAGCCGAAGCGUACAUAUUCGUAUCGAGAGCGAAGCAUUGAUGAUGGCAGCCGGUUCGAUCCUAGGUUGGACGAUUAUCCGGAUUCGGCACGGAGUUAUCCAAAGGAGCUAAAAUCUUCCAUGAAGCAGGAGAAGAAAACUGGAGGGUUAGCUAAGGUUAAACAGUUUAUGAGUUCAACCAAAAAGAAACUUGUUAAGAUGGGCGAAUCGGAUAAGAAGGACUCGAGACAGAGCAGCAUCCGGAGUGAUGAACGGUCACGAUAUGAUGAGCAGUACCAUUCUAAGGUCCCCGACAUUGCCAACCGCCGGCGGUUGUCAACUCCGAAAUCUAGUCCUUCAACGACGAAACGUUCGCUUUCAUUCAAAAGUACCUCCAAAAGCGGCGAAACGUCAAAAGCUUCCCGUUCGGAUUGGUUCAAGUCGUUUGACAGGUUGUCUCGUAAGAAGCCGCAAGACUCCAAAUCACAAUUUGGUGGAAGCGACGUCAAGUCAUCCGCCAGUGGCACAAAACAACAAAAGAGUUUACGGUUUUUCGGUGAUACCGAUACAGAGUAUGCGAACACCGCCCCAGCCAGACCUAGUCGAUCCAAAUCUUCUCUGUCGAAGGUGGAUAAGAGAUACCAGAGCGCUUAUGAUUUGGAAGCGACGCCAAAGAUCCGCGAAACUCGAUAUCGUUCCACUUCUAUGCAAAAUCUUGAUGAGGAAGAUCGAAGAAAUGAGCCUAAGCGAAAAGACUUAUACGACAUCUCCGAGAACUCGACCAGUUACCGAAUGCGAUCUCCGUCGCCGAGUUAUCCGGUCCGACGACAGCAGAGCAUAAGCCGAGACUAUACACCGGAUCGCACCAUCAAUCGAAAGAGCUACAGUCGUUCGCGAGAGAACAGUGUUGAUCACGUCGAAUCCGAACGCUAUCAACGAUCGAGUCGAAGUCGCAGCGAACAACAGCACAGGAAACCUCCAUCCGGCCCACAGAAGCCAGCCCGUAGCUUCGAGCGGAGAGGGAGCUUGACCAGGGACAUGGAUCGCGUCCAGGACAGCUCCGGUACCGAGGGUGAAUCUAGUCAGCAGAGCCAGAGAAGUGUUGUAUUCCUGCAUGCAACUACCGUUGGAGACAUUCCGCAUCCGCACAUUGCAAACGCCCACCGAAUGGCAUACUCGCGGGAAUCGCUGAACAGUGCCAAGAAAGUGCAACCGAUGACCCGCACCGUAUCGCGAUCAGUAUCCGUGUUGGCUCCAUGGAAACCAAAGCACAUUCGAGACGGCUACGAAAUUAACUACCAUAACGAUCAGCAGCAGGUUGUGAAACCGAUCUCAACAUUACCGCGACCGACAAGGAACCGCUCGUCAAGCCAGUCUACGUUGAGCCGAACCAAGCAGAAGACCCGGCGAAGCCAUGCCGGAUCUAAGGAUGAUCUGGACUCGGACAAAAGUUCUUCGUUUGAUAAUUCGCGUAACUCAUAUCGGACGCCCGACGGCGGCGGCCAGACACAUUCGUUACCAAGGAGAUCGCGGGAAACUGGAUCGGGUUCCGGUAAUACGAAAACCAACACUCUCCAGAAGCAUCGAAGGGUCUAACCUCGUAGUUUUGCUGCUUGAUGUUGAAUAAAGUAAUAUUUAAUAAUUUUGCUAAACAGAAAAACAAUCCAACUUCGAUCAAGUGAUGUUUGAUUUUUGGUCCUGGAGAUUAGAAAGUAGUCACAUUUUAUAUUUAACAAAAGUGGAUGAAUAUGUCGCAAAAAUUAACGUUGUUCUUCAAAAAAAAAAGUAAUAUGCGAACGAGAUAAUUAUACUAAAAAGGAUUGAAUUUUGAAUAAAGAUUGCAAAUUA
Armigeres subalbatus is the source of this 3673-nucleotide messenger RNA. RefSeq lists its product as uncharacterized. NCBI's taxonomy places the organism in Eukaryota, Metazoa, Arthropoda, Insecta, Diptera, Culicidae. The transcript has 8 exons. The record is from RefSeq and is a predicted model, not a curated record. The coding region runs from base 566 to 3421 and encodes 951 amino acids.